AUGUGGUCAACGAGACACCCUCACGCGCCGUGGCCGCGGCCGAGCGUCGGCCGUUUCUGCUACGUCAUGGUGGCGAUCGCAGCAGCCAUUGUGAUGGUGCACCAUCACAACCAGAUGCAGCAAGAGAUCGACGUCAAUCGACGGUCCAGGAAUCAGAUGGAGCGGCUGUACGAUGCGAUGCGGCGGCAGGAGGGCGAGUGGAAGGCGAAGGCGGAGGACGAGCGACUGCGACUCGCGGAGGUCAUGGACGCGUGUUCCAAGGUGCGGCAGCAUCUGGCAGCGGAGCAGCAGGUCAGCCAGCAGCAGGAGCAGCAGAUACGCUCCCUGCAAGAGACGCAGUCAAGCGGGCACAGGCCAGCGGGGGCAAGGGGGAGCGUGCGGCAGGUGCGAGCGUGUCAGUCGGGGCUUUUCUGA
This is a messenger RNA of Closterium sp. Naga37s-1, 414 nucleotides long. Lineage: Eukaryota; Viridiplantae; Streptophyta; Zygnematophyceae; Desmidiales; Closteriaceae. The record is from the annotation of a GenBank genome assembly.